Glycine soja is the source of this 1714-nucleotide messenger RNA. RefSeq names its product protein RETICULATA-RELATED 1, chloroplastic-like. The record is from RefSeq and is a predicted model, not a curated record. Gene Ontology annotation, cellular component: chloroplast inner membrane. The coding region runs from base 209 to 1363 and encodes 384 amino acids. Lineage: Eukaryota; Viridiplantae; Streptophyta; Magnoliopsida; Fabales; Fabaceae. Gene Ontology annotation, biological process: plant organ development. The transcript has 7 exons.
CUUUUUUCUGUUUUUUUUUCUUUUUAAGUUUUCACUUUUGUUCAAAUUUCUAUUUGUUGUCACGGUUUGAGUCCUGAAUCCUAGUGGCCGAUCUACGUUGUUCCAACUUGCAACUCCUUCUCUUCUCACUGUCACUUCUUUCUUCCCAACACAACACAACAGACGCAGUACAUAACAACUUUUGUUUCCUUGGCGCCGCCACACCAACAUGUCAGCCUUCACUAUUUCCAACAACGCCGCCGCCGCCACCGCCACGUGGCCACUCCCCCAAUUCAACACUUGCCACUUUCCGCACUCUCCAUCCAUUGUUCUUCAUCAUUCCCUCCUCAACAUCCGCGCUUUCAGGAUCCACUGUGUCCCUCAAGAACCUCUCCCCCCAUUACAACAACAACCCAAACACGAUCAACUUUCUCCCGGAGGCGACGGAGGCCACGGUGACGCCGGCGGUGGCGGAGGCGGAGGCGGAGAUGGAGGUGAAGGAGGAGGAGACGAAGAGUUCGGACCCUUGUUGAAGUUCGAAGCGGUUAUGAGAGAAUCUGAAGCUCGUGGUGUUAAGUUGCCUCCGGAUAUGGUAGAGGCAGCGAGGAUCACCGGCAUCCGGGAAAUGUUUCUUCUUCGUUACUUGGAGUUGCAGGGUUCGUCUUGGCCACUGUCUUUUCUGAUGCAGCAUUGUGCUAUGCUGAGAAAUCGAAUGCUAGCUGACCCUUCUUUUCUUUUCAAAGUUGGAACCGAGAUUGUUAUAGACUCUUGUUGUGCAACCUUUGCGGAGGUGCAGAAGAGAGGCAAGGAUUUCUGGGCUGAAUUUGAAUUGUACGCUGCUGAUCUUCUUGUUGGAGUGGUUGUUGACAUUGCUUUGGUGGGUCUGUUGGCACCAUAUGCUCGAAUUGGCAAGCCUUCUCUGUCAAAAGGUUUGCUUGGACAAAUUCAGCAUGCUUGUGCUGCUCUUCCUAGCAGUGUGUUUGAAGCUGAAAGGCCGGGAUGUAAAUUCUCCACGAUGCAGCGCAUUGCCACAUACUUCUACAAGGGUGCAUUGUAUGGAUCAGUUGGCUUUGGAUGUGGUAUUAUUGGUCAAGGAAUUGCAAAUAUGAUCAUGAAUGCCAAAAGGAGCAUUAAGAAAUCUGAAGAUGACAUACCUGUGCCUCCUCUUCUGAAAAGUGCUGCUCUUUGGGGAUUCUUUCUUGCUGUGUCAUCCAACACACGUUAUCAAAUUAUCAAUGGUCUAGAAAACAUUGUUGAAGCAUCUCCCGUGGCAAAGAGGGUCCCACUUGUUGCAAUGGCAUUCACUGUGGGUGUGCGAUUUGGAAACAACAUCUAUGGUGGCAUGCAGUUCGUAGACUGGGCCAAAUGGAGUGGCGUACAAUGAGUGUUGUCCACACCACACUUUACAAUUUCUCCUUUUUGAAAGUUUUACCCAAAGUUGGCUAGGCAAUUAGGGAAAAGUUUUCUUUCUCAAACCAAGGAGUGAAGCUCCCCACCAAUUUUUCAUAUGUAGGGCAUCUUUCUUAUGAUUAAAAUAUAGGACCAUGCCCCCCCUUCAUUCUUGAUUCCUCCUGUGUUUUUUCUUUUCUUCAAUCUUUUUCACAUUUUUAUUUUCAUUGUUAUCCUAUGUUAUUUAACCUAGUUGUGUCAGAUAUGUUCAAGGGAAAUUAAGGUUCUUAUAACUAGGCAUAGUACCGAUCAAGCAUGGGAAAAUAUAAUUUUGGAUUUACUUUAA